UUAUUUCGUCUGCAUUGAGCAACCGAACGAAAUAAAAACCCCUUCCCUCCCUCCCUCUCAAUACGCGUUUCUUUCAUUCCCACCGACCCCCUUUCUCCUUCACCGACGCCCCCAUUUUCCUCCUUCCUCGCAGUUCCCUUCUGCGGCAAUCUCGGGCAGGGGGAAAUGGGACUCGAGAAGGAGGUGCCGCCGCAGCCCACAUUGCUGGAAGAUCUGCUGGUAAAGGCCGGAGGCUGCGCGGUGAUAGACGGCGGAUUCGCCACCCAGCUCGAGACCCACGGCGCUUCCAUCAACGACCCUCUAUGGAGCGCUCUCUGCUUGAUCAAAGACCCCGAUCUCAUCAAAAAGGUUCAUUUGGAGUAUUUGGAGGCCGGCGCCGACAUUAUAGUGACUUCUUCUUACCAGGCGACCCUUCCUGGGUUUCUAUCAAGGGGGCUUUCUGUCGAGGAAGCAGAGUCAUUGCUGAAGAAGAGUGUGAGAUUGGCCGUGGAAGCUCGUGACGAGUUUUGGGACACUGUGAAGGGCUCUCCUGGAGAUGAAUACAACAGGGGUCUGGUUGCAGCUUCCAUUGGGAGCUAUGGAGCUUAUCUCGCUGAUGGCUCGGAGUACAGUGGUUGGUAUGGAGAAGAUGUGACCCUGGAGAAGCUGAAAGAUUUUCACAGGCGUAGGCUGCAAGUUCUUGUGGAGGCAGGUCCCGAUCUGCUGGCUUUUGAGACCAUCCCCAAUAAGCUUGAAGCUCAGGCUUGUGUGGAGUUGCUUGAAGAGGAAGAAAUCAGCAUUCCAUCCUGGAUUUGCUUCAGCUCGGUGGACGGCCAGAAUGCCCCUUCAGGAGAGAGUUUCAAGGAUUGCCUUGAUGUGAUAAACAAGAGUAGCAGAGUGCCGGCAGUUGGCAUCAAUUGUGCACCUCCCCAGUUCGUUGAAAACCUCAUCUCCAAGUUCCAGGAGUGGACGGAGAAGUUGAUAGUAGUUUACCCAAAUAGUGGUGAAGUAUGGGAUGGCAGAGCUAAAAGAUGGCUGCCAUCAGCAUGCUUCGGAGAUGACAAGUUCGAACUGUGUGCUAAAAGAUGGCAUAAGUUAGGAGCCAGCCUCAUCGGUGGCUGUUGCCGGACAACUCCUGCUACUGUGACCGCCAUUUCAAAGGCCCUGAAAGAAAGAUCCUCUUGACCACCAGCAACAACAUCGACGUUCUCACCAUAUAUGACAUAGAACGAUUACUUCACAGAUCAGAUACUUCAUUCAAAUAGUCAAGCCAUAUACAUCACAGAAAGCAUUUGUUGCCCAAUUCAUUUUAAUUGCCAUUGUUAUUUACAAUGUAAGCUAUUGCUUGCUAAAUUAUAAGAAUUUACAGCCCCCUUCAUUACCUCAAGUGAAUUCCAGUUGUAACCAAAACAAAGUUGAUUUAUAACU
Messenger RNA from Linum trigynum, 1407 nucleotides. NCBI's taxonomy places the organism in Eukaryota, Viridiplantae, Streptophyta, Magnoliopsida, Malpighiales, Linaceae. The record is from the annotation of a GenBank genome assembly.